UGUUGGAGAGAGCAGUUCGACAGUGUAGUGCUACCCAUAGCUACAGACAACUAGACAUGGUGCAGAUGCUGAAAGCGUUAAUCGUUCCGGGUGUGCUGGCCGUCGCCGGCUGCUGCUGGUGGUGGUAUAGCUCCCGGAAGAAAACUCCAGGUACCAGCCAGGACAAUGAGAAGAAGGAGGAUGAGCUUUCUUCCUCUAGUGGUGAAGAGCAGUGUGCACAGUCUGAGACUAGAGCACCUCUCUCAAGCCCAGAGGAGCUCCCCCUUCAGGACAGUGUGGAAGACAGCCAGCCAGCAGAGAGCAGUGAGCAGGAAAUCUGGCUUGAGGAGCCAAUCAUCAUCAUAGAGGAUCCUCAGACUAAAGACACAACAGUGUCUGCUAUAGAGCUUCCAGAGCUCAGUGUGGCUGAUGACCUGACUUUCUCUUCUGAAGAUGGACAGUGUGCUCAGUCUGGGACUAGAGCACCUGUCUCAAGCCCAGAGGAGCUCCCCCUUCAGGACAGUGCGGAAGACAGCCAGCCAGAUGGACAGUGUGCUGAGUCAAGCCCAGAGGAGCUCCCCCUGCAGGACACCACAAUAGAGGAUCCUCAGGCUGAAGACACUCCAGUGUCUGCUGUAGAGCUUCCAGAGUUGAGUGUAGUCUGUCUAGACCUGUCUGCCUCUAGUGAAGAUAGACAGUGUGCUCAGUCUGAGACUGGGAGUAUUUCACUUCCCAUCUCGACUGCAGCACCUGUCUCAAGCCCAGAGGAUCUCCCCCUUCAGGCCAGUGUGGGCGACAGUCAGCCAGCCUGGAGCAGUGAGGGGAAAAGGCUGCUUGAGGAGCCAAUCAUGGACAAAGAGGAUCCUCCUACUAAAGACGUACCAGCUUCCUUUCUGGGACGAAGCACAAAACCACGGGUUCUUUCCACCUCCCUGCCAAUUUUCGUAAGGGAUGAAAAGUACGAGGCUCAAAUGGAGAGCCUUUCCCAGGUGGCGUGGGACACAGUAAUGGAUGAUUGGUAUUAACUUACCAAAUAAAAGCCAAAAAAUAUAUCAGCUCUGGAG
Messenger RNA from Astyanax mexicanus (Mexican tetra), 1043 nucleotides. RefSeq lists its product as uncharacterized. Bases 57 to 1004 code for a protein of 315 amino acids. The transcript is spliced from 2 exons. NCBI's taxonomy places the organism in Eukaryota, Metazoa, Chordata, Actinopteri, Characiformes, Acestrorhamphidae. The record is from RefSeq and is a predicted model, not a curated record.